Molecule: messenger RNA, 1449 nt
Organism: Pistacia vera
Lineage: Eukaryota; Viridiplantae; Streptophyta; Magnoliopsida; Sapindales; Anacardiaceae
Product: protein MAK16 homolog A-like
Exons: 10
Coding region: 337-1248 (303 amino acids)
Biological process (GO): maturation of 5.8S rRNA; maturation of LSU-rRNA
Cellular component (GO): preribosome, large subunit precursor; nucleolus
Source: RefSeq, a predicted model, not a curated record
UAAUACUCAGCAGGUGUUUUCAGAUCUUCCCUUUAAGUGGUGUUAAUGGAUUGUUUACCUAAGGGUUGAAAACCGGUUGUUUUCCGGUUCAGUUACCGGUUCAACAGAAUUUUAGAACCGGUUUUCAAUCCCCACUCUUAUUUCUCUUUUCUUCGUUCUUCACUUCGUUACGCCGCACUUCAAGUCUUCAACACACAGACCACUUCGUCACUCAAUCUUCCCUCCGAACCAUCUCAGACCACUUCACUUCGUUCGUCGGUCUUCAGCUUCUCCACCGUCCGUCACUCUCAAAUUAGAUAUACCAGUCAGCUUCGUCAGUCUUCAGAACAAGUAAAGAUGCAGCACGAUGAGGUUAUAUGGCAAGUUAUCAGGCACAAUCACUGCAGUUUCAUGGCCAAAAUCGAGACGGGGAAGUUCUGUAGAAACCCGUAUAACGUAACUGGCAUUUGUAACCGAAGCUCUUGCCCUCUCGCUAACAGUCGAUAUGCCACCAUUCGUGACCAUGAUGGUGUAUUUUAUUUAUAUAUGAAAACCAUAGAAAGGGCUCACCAACCAAACCAAUUGUGGGAAAGGGUUAAGUUGCCAAGGAAUUAUGAGAAGGCACUUGAAAUUAUUGACAAACAUCUGAUGUAUUGGCCCAAGUUUUUGGUACACAAAACAAAGCAAAGGUUGACUAAAAUGACUCAGAUGCGGAUUCGCAUGAGAAAGCUUGCUUUGAAAACAAGGGAAAAGAUUAUGACGACUCCUAGGAAGGAGAAGAAAAGGGAGGCUAGAAGAGAGGAAAAGGCCGAAAAGGCAGCAGUUUUGGAUAAGAGUAUUGAAAAAGAAUUGUUGGAGCGCCUGAAGAAAGGGGUUUAUGGUGACAUAUAUAAUUAUCCUGCUGACAAAUAUAAUGAGAUCCUUGAUAAGGAACAACUGGCUGCUAGUGAUUUGGAAGAUGAUGAGGAGGAAGCUGAAAUAGAAUAUGUUGAAGGGUAUGAUGAUCUUGAAGAGGAGGAGGAUAUGGAAGAUUUUGGUGGUCUUGCAAUUACUAAGUUCCAUUCAGAUGAUGAUGAUGUUGGAGUGGAUGAUGAUGAUGAUGAGGAAACAGUAGCAGUUGAUCGCAAAAGAGAGAGAAGAGAAUCUAACUUGGCUUUGAGAAAGCUUGAGAAAGAUGAACCUGGUGCCAAACUAAAGAAGAAAGCAAGGGUACUUGUUGAGGUUGAGCAAGAAGAUGCGGAUGAGAGACAAAAAGCAGUCCUCCACUGAGAGUGUCAAGUGUAUUGCUUAAAUUUGAUUUCUUAACGAGUAACAGUGUCCAUUUUACAGUCAUAAGAUAUAACUGUACAGAUUGGUGGUGAGAGGAAACGCAAUUGUUGUACUGUUGAGUUGCGCUAGUAUGCAAAAUUUUGACCCAGUGUUUGAGAGAUACUUUCUUAAUUACCAUUCACUUCUGUUUUGUUUUUCCAA